Theileria orientalis strain Shintoku is the source of this 3303-nucleotide messenger RNA. Its product is annotated as chromosome maintenance protein. The coding region runs from base 1 to 3303 and encodes 1100 amino acids. Gene Ontology annotation, cellular component: Smc5-Smc6 complex. The transcript is spliced from 2 exons. The record is from RefSeq and is a predicted model, not a curated record. Gene Ontology annotation, biological process: double-strand break repair via homologous recombination. NCBI's taxonomy places the organism in Eukaryota, Apicomplexa, Aconoidasida, Piroplasmida, Theileriidae. Gene Ontology annotation, molecular function: ATP hydrolysis activity; ATP binding.
AUGAAUUAUAUGCGAAAUGGGUCAAUUAGGUAUAUUUCCAUGGAAAAUUGGAUGGCCUAUACUGGACCGGUAGUUCUUGUUGCCAAGCCAGGAGUGAAUAUUAUCGCAGCAUCCAAUGGAUCAGGAAAAAGUGCCAUAGUAUGCGCAAUAGCAUUAUCGCUCGGUUUUGAUGUAAAUAUAGUUUCCAGAGGUGACAACAUACGCUCAUUUGUCAAGAGAGGAUGCUCGACAUCGGUACUCAAGGUAGGCCUAGUAGAUGACCAAACGGUAGAUUCCACUUUACACAUUGAAAGAAGGAUAACACUCAUAGAAAACGCAUCGAAGGAAGAUUCUGAACAAUUAUUAAAAGCUGGUCAACCUUUAAGCAAAAACACCGUUUCAGUUAAAAAUGAAUGGCUACUGAACGGGAAGCAUACAUGUUUAGAUUCCAUAAAAGCGUCGUAUAGGAAGUUGAACAUCCAGUUGGAAAACUUGCUGACGUUUCUGGCGCAGGCAAAUGUCGGUAAAUUCGCAGCAAUGACGCCACAAGAGCUGUUCAGGUCCACACUAAACGCAAUAAAUCUCAAAUACAUGGAAGAGUUUGAUAAUUUAGUAGAGCUAUCGCAAAACUUGAAAUCGAAAGUCUCCGAAAGCAAGCUAAUAGAGGAGCAGUUGCAAUCUUGUGAAAAUAAGCUCUCGGAACUUAAAAUAAUGAACGACUCAAUGACUAAGUUGAAGGACGCAACACUGUACAGGAACAUAAUAAAGCUUAAGUUAUACCAGGUACAGAAAAAAAUUAAACUGAGUAAUAUCACAAAGGGGUACGAAGUCACAAGAAAGAGGAUAGGGGACACGAACAAUGAGAUAUAUACGUCGGAGACGAGGUAUAACAGGCAGAAGGAAAAGUAUAGGAAGAUGGAGAGCGCAGCUCGGGGUCUGUACGAGGAUUCAAAGAGUAAGAUAGAUCAGGCGAAUAGGAUAAUGGGAGUAGAUGGCCCAGAACACAAAGCGAACAGCAUAACAGAGUCGUCAAACAAUGAGCCAGUGGAGCAGGCGUUCUACGAUACAAUAUCGUUGUUGACUUCGCUAGCAAGUGAUAUAAAGAGAGCACGAUCGAGAGAGAAGAUAUCAGGAGACGCAGAUUCAAUAAAGGAAAAAAUGGAGCAAAUAACAGAUGAAAUAAAGAAUCUGAAGUCGCAGUUGGUCAGUAACGAUGAAAUAGUGAAUCAAAUAGCAAAGGAAAAGGUAAACGAAGAAAAUUUAAGGUAUAAGUUGAGAAAGUACGCGAAUCUGUCUACGUUAAAGUUUGAACAGUUGCAGUUUGAAUCGCUGAUGAAUCACCUGCCGUACAUGAAGAGAGACCUGAUAUCGAGGUACGUGAACCACUAUAAAAACAAACCCUCGGAAAUACACCCUAUUGUCAUCAACGACGUGAGAGUUAAGGGGAAGUUGAACAGAGCAAUAGUGGAGGACACAAUAGGAAAUUACCUAGACUGCAUACUGCUGAAGAACUCGGAGUAUGAGAGUAACCUGAGCAUCCUGAAAAACUUUAGGCUGCCAAUAGUGACGGUGCCAGCGGAGCCGAACGUGCUGUGUAAAGUGAGUAAGAAGAUGAAGCUGUUUGGAGUCAAGGAGUUCGUGCACGAGUUGAUAGAGGCCUCAGAAGACACAAUACAGUGCCUGGCGAGCCUGUGUCAGAUCAACGAGACGUUUAUAAUAGACGAGGGCUUCUACAGAGAGUACUUUUUGAAAAAUAAGAACCCGGAACAGCUUUUCAACAAUUUUUACGCAACAAUGCUGGAUGAAAUCAGCAGUCAGACGGGGAAGAGAGUGAACUCAUUUAAGUACUUUGUGGGAAGAAAGAAGCACCUGUACAAGCACUUCGCAGAGUCGAACUACUUCCUGGACUCGGAAAGCGUGAUCAACGAUAACCCGAAAGUCCUUAUGGAGUACGCGAGUUACGGAGUCAAGUCGGAAAACAGAGACGUAUCAACACUGGAGAUGGAGUUGGAUAAGUCGAUAAAGCAGCUGUACGAAUUGAAUAACAAACUGUCUGAAAACAACGGAUUGAACAAGCACCUGAACAAGAAGAUAUACGAGUUGGGUAAGCAGCAGAUAUCACUGGAAAAAUCGCUGAAAACACUGUCAACCACGGAUCACCAAAGUAAAUUUGAGAAGAAUUGGACUGAGGAACUGGAAAAACUGACUGACCAAAGGUCAAAAAUACUGAACACGUCGAUAAUGGAGAGUUCAAAGAACCUGCUGUUGAGACUGCAGAAGUCAGCUCACGCCAAAAACAUGUUGUUAGAGGCGAGUGAGACAUACAACGGUUACUGCGACCAGAUGAACGAGAUAAAGGAGAGAGGAGAGGCCCUGAAGGAAUCACAGACACAAAUAGAAACUCUGAAGUCGAACCUGAGUUUACUGAAGAACACACACGAGGAGCAGAAGAUAAGAAUGGACAACUACAAGAGUAUCAUUGCACAGACAAAGAGGGACAUAAAAACAAGCGAGGAGAUGUACGAAACGUCAUACUUGAACGAAGAACAGACGAGAACAUUCGGGGAAAUAAAAAAGGACUUCGAGAACAGGUUGAUUAACCUGACGGAGAUAGACCUGGAAAAGGAGCUGAUAAAGGCAGACGAGCAGCUGAGUAACCUGGAAAACGACGACAUAGAGGAGAUUAAACUGAUUAAAAUGAUCCAGGAGGAGAGGAUGAACAAGAAAAAGCACAAUGACGACCUCGGCAAGAUAAGGGACGAAAUAAGGAGCCUGACAGACCGGAGGAACCGCGAGUACGAAGAGUGGAAGCAGAGGGUGAAGCAGCUCGUCAAGGAAAUCGACGAGAACUUUGGAAGGUACAUGAAGUACAUCGGAGACGGCUCGGACGGCCAGGUGCGCCUGGAGCUGAACGUGGAGGACAUCAAGGAGACGAGGCUGCGCAUCCUCGUGAAGUUCGACUGCGAGAAGGACCUGCUCCCGCUGCUCACCUCGUACCAGUCUGGGGGCGAGCGCGGCGUGACGACGAUGGUGUACAUCAUUUCGGUGCAGAAUCUGACGAAGAACCCCUUCUUCGUGAUUGACGAGAUCAACCAGGGGCUGGAUUCGCACUACGAGAGGAAGCUGAUGAAGCUGCUGCUGAGGUCCCCGAACGAGUCGCCCUCGGACUCGCAGGACAGCGCCAACGUCGAGUUCAGGGGCGAGGGUACAAUGCCGCAGUACUUCAUUUUGACGCCUCAGCUGAUAUCGGGGUACGAUUUGAGCAACGCGACACUACACUUUCCACUAAACGGGCCGGGAAUCGAAAGAUCACUAGAGUUUUAA